AUGGAGCCCGCAGACCCCUUCCUCCAAGUCCAAGCAGACGUCCUCAAAACUCUCCAAACCUCCCGCCCGCUCUUCUCCUCCUACCUCCGCAUCCGCUCCCUCGCCAAAUCACCCACCAACCCGGAACUCCAACAAUCGCGCUCCGAACUCGAAACAAACCUCACCGACCUCUCCGCCGACCUCGACGACCUCAUCGAGAGCGUCCGCGUCGUCGAGCAAGACCCCUACCGGUACGGCCUCGAGCUCGAAGAAGUCUCCCGCCGGCGCCAACUCGUCAACGAUGUCGGCGCGGAAGUCGAGAACAUGCGGCUGGAGCUGCAGCGCGCUGUGUCGACCGCCGACCACCAGCAUAAUGCGGGACUGCCGAACCCGGCGGAUUUUGCGGAUGACAGUGAGGGGGAGGAGGAGGGGUUAGGGGGCAGGGGAGGGGAUCAUUAUGCGGCGAUGGAGCAGCAGAGACAGGUGGAGCUGAUGCAUGAGCAGGAUGAGCAGCUGGAUGGGGUGUUUCGGACGGUGGGGAAUCUGAGAGACCAGGCGAAUGACAUGGGGAGGGAGUUGGAGGAGCAGGCUGUUAUGAUUGGGGAGGUGGAUACGUUGGCUGAACGGGUUGGGGGGAAACUGCAGGGGGGGAUGGCGAGGUUGAAGCACAUUGUGCGGAAGAAUGAGGAUUCAUAUUCGUCAUUCUGCAUUGCGGUUCUCAUUUUCGUUUUGGUACUAUUAUUAAUUCUGGUGAUCGCGUUGUGA
Molecule: messenger RNA, 744 nt
Organism: Aspergillus candidus
Lineage: Eukaryota; Fungi; Ascomycota; Eurotiomycetes; Eurotiales; Aspergillaceae
Product: SNARE domain protein
Exons: 3
Coding region: 1-744 (247 amino acids)
Biological process (GO): Golgi vesicle transport
Cellular component (GO): membrane
Source: RefSeq, a predicted model, not a curated record